UCCACGGCUGCGGGAUAUCAAUCAACACGUCAAGGCCGAUCCCCGCGUCCGAGAGAAUAUCGAGAUCAGUGCACUCACGCAGCACACAGAAACAUGUCGUACUACUUUGUCAUCAUCUCGCCGGCCGACUCGCCGCUCUUCGAAUUGACCUUCGGCACGUCCAAAGCGGGCGGCGACGGCGUCGCUCGCUUCCGCAACGGCGAGACGGCUCGGUACAUGAACCAGUUCAUCGUGCACGCCUCCUUGGACGUCGUGGAGGAGGUGCAGUGGCUGACGCCCAACAUGUGGCUCAAGGUCAUUGACAACUACGCGCCCACCAACUCCCACAUCAGCUGCUUCAUGACGGGGACGAACGUGCGCUUCAUGCUGCUCCACCAGCCGUCGGCCAUGACGAAUUCCUCGGCCGGGGCCCGAGCGUCGACCAUCUCGUCGACCUCGAUUCCGCAGAAUCCGACCAGUCCGCAGACGGAAGAGGCGAUUCGGCAGUUUAUGAGCGAGGUCUUCGAACUCUGGGUGAAGACGUUGAUGAACCCGUUCUACACGAUCGGGAAUCCCAUCAAGAGUCCGGUUUUCAAGCAGAGAGUCACUGCUGCCGGCCGCAAAUGGCUGUGAUGACUGUGCUGGGACUUAUUGUGAGGGAGGGUUCUUUGUCCGGGGGUUGUUUGCAGACUCGGCUCUCAAACGUCUUUGACAAGGAAUGACAGCUCGGCUCUGCGAGAACUUUCCCCGCCGGCUCGAGAGUACUACUGUUCUGUCUUCGAUUUUGCAUUAAACUCUGACUGGUCAUCGCCAUGCAUGGCUGAAGAUGAGGGUUUAUGCACAGAGAGCCACUCCCACCAACUCCCCCUCCCUCCGCCGCACAAAGCAACAUUGACUGGAACGCUGUCUAUGCCAUCCUCGAAAGACCGUCCGUGAUCGGAGCUGGUCGUAUAAGUCAAAUACAUAAUUACUUCAUAGUCCCAGGCCACGAAUCAACACCCUCCGCAAAAGCUAUUGACUGAAAUGGCCCCCGUGCCUGGGUUUGACGCCGGUCCUCACCACGAAAUUAUACGUCGAUCAGCCGCGAACUACCUAGACUGGCCGCUGUGGGCUCAGAUAUUACUGGUGGUGGUGGUAGUUACGUUCUGGAUCCCGGCAUACUUUACAGUCCAGCUAUUUAUGGAAUGCUCGUGUCUCAGGCGCCGGCGGAGAGACGAGGCAGGCUGAAGGGUACUGGCAUCUCUGUAUCGCUGGACUUUCGGAGAGGAGCGGGCGGGAUGGGGGAUUGAAUGAGCUGCAUACCUGUUGCCAUGGCACCAGACUGAUGUGGAGCUAGGAUAAGAAGCGGUCGACGAUUGCGGUUCGUUAAGACUAUCCUACUGAAACGCCAGACGAGGCUGAGGGCGGAGUUGUAGCUCAGUAAACGACCAUGAGGAAUCCCACAGCGGUCCUCAACCUUCUAACUACCUGGUUCAUACGAUUAUUGAGGGAAUUGAAAAAGAAUCCACCACCCGCUAGUCCAAGGCGUUCGACUAGGGUCCUAGCGAAAGAGAAGUGGGAAGGGAAUCCAUAUAGAAGGGUGAAUAGCUCAAGCGUGCUCAGCUACGGUAAAGACCAUACAUACAUACAUACAUAUGGACAUCCAUAAAUCCAUAGCCAGCAAGCGAACUCUAUCA
Molecule: messenger RNA, 1655 nt
Organism: Cladophialophora immunda
Lineage: Eukaryota; Fungi; Ascomycota; Eurotiomycetes; Chaetothyriales; Herpotrichiellaceae
Exons: 2
Coding region: 94-612 (172 amino acids)
Biological process (GO): endoplasmic reticulum to Golgi vesicle-mediated transport
Cellular component (GO): nucleus; TRAPP complex; cytoplasm
Source: RefSeq, a predicted model, not a curated record